Messenger RNA from Laetiporus sulphureus 93-53, 1621 nucleotides. RefSeq names its product beta-tubulin 1 tubb1. Gene Ontology annotation, biological process: mitotic cell cycle; microtubule cytoskeleton organization. The coding region runs from base 41 to 1378 and encodes 445 amino acids. NCBI's taxonomy places the organism in Eukaryota, Fungi, Basidiomycota, Agaricomycetes, Polyporales, Laetiporaceae. Gene Ontology annotation, cellular component: cytoplasm; microtubule. The transcript is spliced from 11 exons. The record is from RefSeq and is a predicted model, not a curated record. Gene Ontology annotation, molecular function: structural constituent of cytoskeleton; GTP binding; GTPase activity.
CGCCCUGUUCCAACCUCCAGCUCAUCUCUAGUCUUUCAUAAUGCGUGAAAUUGUUCACCUUCAAACUGGCCAGUGCGGCAAUCAAAUUGGUGCCAAGUUCUGGGAGGUCGUUUCGGAUGAGCAUGGGAUUGAGCCGGAUGGCAUGUACAAGGGUACCAACGACGAGCAGCUCGAGCGGAUCAACGUGUAUUACAAUGAAGUCGGAGCGAACAAAUACGUUCCUCGCGCCGUGCUCGUUGAUCUCGAGCCUGGCACCAUGGACUCUGUCCGCUCAGGUCCUCUCGGAAGUCUCUUCCGUCCGGACAACUUCGUCUUUGGUCAGAGCGGAGCUGGCAACAACUGGGCGAAAGGACACUACACGGAGGGUGCCGAACUGGUUGACUCCGUCCUCGACGUUGUGCGUAAAGAAGCUGAGGGCACCGAUGCGCUUCAAGGUUUCCAGAUCACUCACUCUCUCGGUGGUGGUACUGGUGCCGGCAUGGGUACUCUGCUGAUUUCGAAGAUCCGGGAGGAGUACCCUGACCGCAUGAUGGCCACUUACUCUGUUGUGCCCAGUCCGAAGGUUUCGGAUACCGUUGUUGAGCCGUAUAAUGCAACUCUCUCUGUACAUCAACUCGUCGAGAACUCGGACGAGACAUUCUGCAUUGACAACGAGGCGUUGUACGAUAUCUGCUUCAGGACACUCAAGCUGUCGACACCGACUUACGGCGACCUGAACCACCUCGUUUCCAUUGUCAUGUCUGGUAUCACGACGUGUCUGCGAUUCCCUGGCCAACUGAAUUCCGACCUCCGUAAGCUGGCUGUUAACAUGGUGCCCUUCCCUCGUCUCCACUUCUUCAUGACCGGUUUCGCGCCUUUGACUGCUCGCGGCAGCCAGCAAUACCGCGCAGUCACUGUUCCUGAGCUGACCCAGCAGAUGUUCGAUGCCAAGAACAUGAUGGCUGCUUCAGACCCCCGUCACGGCCGCUACCUGACCGUUGCUGCUGUCUUCCGUGGCAAGGUCUCGAUGAAAGAGGUUGAGGAACAGAUGCAGAACGUGCAGAACAAGAACUCUGCCUACUUCGUCGAAUGGAUUCCGAAUAACGUCCUGACGGCGCAGUGUGAUAUUGCUCCUCGUGGCUUGAAGAUGGCUGUCACCUUCUUGGGGAACUCGACUGCUAUUCAGGAGCUGUUCAAGCGUGUAAGCGACCAGUUCACUGCCAUGUUCAAGAGGAAGGCCUUCUUGCAUUGGUACACGCAGGAGGGUAUGGAUGAGAUGGAGUUUACGGAGGCCGAGUCGAACAUGCAGGAUCUCGUGGCCGAGUAUCAGCAGUACCAGGAUGCUACCGCCGAGGAGGAGGGUGAGUACGAGGAAGAAGUCCCCGUCGAGGAGGAAUAAGCGCAUUCCUUCCAACGAUUGUUUCACGUUAUACAUUAUCCAGAUGCUCGUAUGUCCUCUAAAAAGCCAUUUUACAUAUCAUCCCUUUAUUGGUCGCUUUCCGAGUUUUCUGCACGUCUUUUCGUACUUUAUCCCUCGAUUCACGCUGGCAUCAAGUUACCCUAGUCUGCAUACCUGUCGCCCCGUUCAUUAACGUUGCAUGUCAUGAAUCCGAUGUCUAUCCCGCAGGUUUGCGCUGUAUGA